Messenger RNA from Alternaria atra, 1236 nucleotides. RefSeq lists its product as uncharacterized. The transcript has a single exon. Gene Ontology annotation, molecular function: chitin binding. The coding region runs from base 1 to 1236 and encodes 411 amino acids. Lineage: Eukaryota; Fungi; Ascomycota; Dothideomycetes; Pleosporales; Pleosporaceae. Gene Ontology annotation, biological process: chitin catabolic process. The record is from RefSeq and is a predicted model, not a curated record.
AUGUCCAUCAAGUCGAUCCUUGUCGCCGCGGUGACCAUGCUGGCCAUGGCGCCGCUCCACGCAAACGCGCAUAUAAUCAUGGCGAAUCCUGUACCCUACGGCAAUCCCAACAACUCUCCUCUCGACGCCUCCGGUUCCGACUUCCCCUGCAAAGCCGUACCAUACACCGUCAAAACCAUGAACAACUGGCCCGUAGGUUCCGAGCAGACCCUAUCCUUCACCGGCACAGCUGUCCACGGCGGCGGCUCCUGCCAAAUGAGCGUAACCACCGACAAGGAGCCCACAAAGGAAUCCAAGUGGAAAGUCAUCUACUCCAUCGAAGGUGGCUGUCCUGUUUCUGCCAAGGGUAAUCUCGACGAGAACGGUCCCAGUACCGAUAAUGCCUUCAAGUUCAUUGUUCCUGCUGAGCUUCCCAAUGGAGUCAUGACUACAGCGUGGACAUGGUUCAACAAGAUUGGAAACAGGGAGAUGUACAUGAACUGCGCGCCCAUCACCGUUUCUGGAAGCUCCAACGAUACAGCUGGUUUCGAGGCUCUUCCUGACAUGGCGGUUGCAAAUAUCGGAGUCUCUGCAUCCUGCGGCACAAGCGUCGAGAGCAAAGACUUUACGUUUGAAAACCCCGGAAAAUACGUCAUGUCUGCUGGAACAGGUCCCUUUGCGGAUCUCUGUUCUGGCUCGGCUUCUCAGCCGAAUACGGGUGGUGCUGGUGGUGGUAGUGGCAACGUCGAUGCCGGCACUGGCACUGGUGCUUCAUCAGCCGCUGGCUCGGCUUCCGCCAGCCCUCCUCCGACUCCACCAGCUUCUCAAUCUGUAGUCACACCCUCCUCUGUAGCCGCCGUCUCAUCCACCUUCCGCACUAUCAAGACUGUCACCGCGCCCAUGCAACCUCUACCCUCCAAGACUGACGGCGUAUUCGCUCCAGGUGCAGGAUCCGCUAUUAUUCCCACCGGUUCCGUUGUCGCUCCGUCCGCAGCACUUCGACCAACCGGCCAAUCUCCUGCAGCUCAACCACAGCCGUCCGUCGUACCCUCUCCUGUAGGUCCAAUUACAGGUUCAGGUGGAGAAGAAUGUAGCUCUGACGGUGCCACCGUGUGCUCAGCCGAUGGCAUGCAAUUCGGUACCUGCAACUUUGGCAAGGCGAUUAUGCAGCCUGUGGCCAGUGGUACCAAGUGUGUCAAUGGGGCUAUUGCUAGGCGCGCAUACUACUCGCAUCGUAAUCAGCGUACUGCUGUGUAG